This is a messenger RNA of Symbiodinium sp. CCMP2592, 756 nucleotides long. NCBI's taxonomy places the organism in Eukaryota, Dinophyceae, Suessiales, Symbiodiniaceae. The record is from the annotation of a GenBank genome assembly.
AUGCCCCCGAAGCCCGGGCGGAGCAGGCGUUGCAGAUACCUAUGCUUGGUCGCCGCAGUUGCUGUGGUCUGCAGCAGGGUAGCUUUCAUUCCAAGCACGCAGACGCCGCCCAGACGAGGCUGGCAGGUCCCGACAGCAGUGGGAUGGUGGUCACUAGCAUCAUCAGCCCAUGCUGAAGAGCAGCCAGAUGGUCUCCCCAAAGCCAACAAACUGUACACCUUCGAGGAUGCUAAGGCAGUGACGGAGAAGCUGAAGGCUGCUGGCGCAGAUGCAAACCUGCUCGAUGAGCCCGUCAGCCUCCUGCCACCCGAUCUGCCAGAAGGUGAAAAGGCCGCCGACAUGGUGCAAGACAUGACAAAGGAGGCUGUGAAAGCUUUGCUCGAAGGCGAUUUAGGUAAUGUGGCGAACAUUGCCGGGAAUAUCGUCGAAGAGGGCCUAGAGGCGGUUCAGGAUGAGGAGUUUCCCUGGGACAAGGUCGGCAUCGUCUUUUUCGGGUUCGCGCUCUUAGCAAACAGUGCGCAGUUCGUGUACCCGCUUCUGGAGGAAAUCUUAGAGGAUGAGGAAGAUGACUUCGACAGGCUGCCGAUGCCAAAGGGUGGAGCAGUUCGGCGACCGGUGGGUCAGAUCGAGGAAAUCGAUCUAAAGCUGCCUCCGAAGCCGAUGUCCGAGACCAUCGCCGAAAAAGUUGAGAAGUCGAAGAAGGUGGAGAAGAAGAAAGAGGACUUUAAGGAGCAGGACUGGAAGAAGUCAGCAUAG